AAGAGAAACGUCAAAAGCAAACUGUCAACCGAUAAAUGUCAUAACAAACACGAUGGCUCUUUUCCGGGCAGGAUUUUCCUCAAAUUUCCUCAUCAAAUCGAAGGAAAUCACCCGUAAUUUGAGCUUAACAUCCUCAAAUAGGGUCAAAGAAAUCGUCGAGAAGAAGGAAAAAGGAGUGAUAAAGGUCGAAGGAAUAACAAAAGCAGCUCCGCGAGACCAUUUACUCGUCAAAGAAGUUCGUGAAUGCAAAGAAAACGGCACCCAGUUUUGUCCAAAGUGCACUUUAGGUCUCGACGUGAAACACACAGACGUUCUGAUACUUUCGCAAUACGUGCGCUCCGACGGAUGCAUGUUACCGAGACGAAUUACGGGAUUGUGUCGCAAACAGCAAGUGCGAAUGAGUUGUUUGGUGUCGAUGGCACAAAAAGCUGGCUUGAUGCCGAACUUGAAUCCGGCUUAUAGUAAAAAAGAUCCCCUUCAACGAUUUGGACACAAGAAAUUCAACAAAUAUUUCGACGAAAAUACGAUUAGACAGCGUUAGGUUGCGUUUUUCGGGAAAAUAGUAGCGUUAAUAAAAGAAAAAUUCUCAAAUUUCGAU
This is a messenger RNA of Culicoides brevitarsis, 598 nucleotides long. RefSeq names its product large ribosomal subunit protein mL66 (gene mRpS18A). Gene Ontology annotation, molecular function: structural constituent of ribosome; small ribosomal subunit rRNA binding. The coding region runs from base 53 to 541 and encodes 162 amino acids. Gene Ontology annotation, biological process: mitochondrial translation. The record is from RefSeq and is a predicted model, not a curated record. Lineage: Eukaryota; Metazoa; Arthropoda; Insecta; Diptera; Ceratopogonidae. Gene Ontology annotation, cellular component: ribosome; mitochondrial small ribosomal subunit. The transcript is spliced from 2 exons.